Molecule: messenger RNA, 4338 nt
Organism: Adineta steineri
Lineage: Eukaryota; Metazoa; Rotifera; Eurotatoria; Adinetida; Adinetidae
Source: the annotation of a GenBank genome assembly
AUGUUCAGCCAAUCAACAGUGCAAGAUCUAGCUCAACGAUCUCACAUUCUCUGUCAACAACUAUUUUGUUCGGCUUUCGAUCGAAAAGAACAAUCUGUCUAUGAACUAUCUAUUCUUUUACCUGCGGAACAUCAACUAACGAAAGAACUAAGUAAUUAUGUUAUAACACCCAAUGUCACUUGUUGCAUUCAUCAACAAUUCGUCAAACAAGCAGUGAUGCAUCCUGCUAAAGCGGCUGUUACACUUGAUGAACAGACUUUAACUUAUGAAGAACUACUAUCUCAAGUCCAACAACUAGCAUUUUUUCUCAUCAAUAAUCGAGGUGUACAACCAGGCGAUAUUAUUUGUGGUAUUUAUGCUCCACUAACUCCAACUGAUCCUUUCGAUCGUCUACAAUCACUUAUUCAUCAAGUUGAUGCUAAGUUAGUGCUUGUCAGUCAAAACUCACCUUCACAUUUGAAUCAAUGCAAUGUACCGAUUGUCGACAUCUCAGAAAUACUUGACUCUUCUGUUCCUCUUAACGAUGUUGAGAUUGAACAACUAUCUCAAGUUGUUGUCACACCGCAAUCGAUGUCUCAUAUUGUGUUCACAUCAGGAUCAACUGGUCUUCCAAAAGCUGUUCAACUUCGUCAUCGCAAUUUGUUAACUUACAUAAAAGCUCAUAUCAUAGAAGAAAAUGAUGUUGUUGUUCAGCUGUCGAGUUCUUCUUUUGAUUCUCAUUUGGAAGAUAUUGGUGGUGCACUUCUUCAAGGUGGUCAUUUAGUUCCUCUCAAAGCUGGAGGUCAUCUUGAUUUUGAUUAUAUGACAAAAAUCGUUUAUGAGAAAAAUGUCACGUAUAUUGCACAUGUGCCAUCUUGGAUCAAUGCUUUAAGUGAAUUUCUUAGCGAAAACUAUGACGCUCGAGAAAGAAUGAGACAAGUGCAUUGGUGGUACUUAGGAGGUAAGGAAAAGUAUAGUGAACAAUUGUUGAGUUCAACAGUUUCUCAGCUCUUACCAUUCAUCAACGAACAAAGUCGGAUUCUAAAUGCUUAUGGACCGGCAGAAACUACAUUGGUGGCCACUUGUUAUGAGAUUCAUCGCAACGAUCUUUCCACAAUGAUUUCAUUGCCCAUUGGUCAUCCACUAGAGGGAUAUCAAGUUUAUCUUCUUGAUGAAUAUCGGCAACCAGUAGUACCCGGUAAAGAAGGUGAACUGAUCAUUGGAGGUGCUGGUGUGUUUGCUGGUUAUUAUGGACGAAUGGAUUUGACAAGGCAAUUUCUGAUUGAGGUGGAUGGUGAGCAAUUCUAUAUGACUGGCGACUUAGCUCGAUUCGAUGUUGAAUUAAAUGAGCUUGUUUUUAUUGGUCGACGAGAUUUUCAAGUGAAGCUGCGUGGUCAACGUAUUGAAUUAUCUGAAAUUGAAUCAGUAAUUCUUCGUUCGUCGUCGGAGAUAAUGAAUUGUGUUUUAAUGAAAGAAGGUCUUGAAACUGAUAGUUACUUGUAUGCAUAUAUUCUAGUUAGAGGACACAAGGAAAAUCAUGAUAUGCGAGAUGAAACGAUUGGAUUCUGUAAUUUGUAUUUGGCUCCGUAUAUGAUACCAUCGAAAUGGUUGUUUAUUCCAGAAUUUCCACUAAACGCAAAUGGUAAAAUUGACCGAAAGAAAUUAUCAGAUAUUGGUAAAAUCGCAGAUUUACAUUCACAAGACAGACCUACAACCAUAUUGUCUCCACUGGAACGAAAGUUGCAAGAUAUUUUCUCCCGAGCAUUUCAUCUAGAUUCGCUACCUGAUAUUCGAAUGUCAUUCGGUCAGCUAGGUGGGACAUCACUGGGUGCUAUGCGUGCACUCAUUUUCAUUCGACAAGAAGUGUGUGAGAAAAUAGACUUUGAACUUCUUAUGAAAAGUCCUUCGAUAGGAGAAUUGGCCGUUGCCUUAGAACCAUUUUUCUCUGUAGUAAAGAGUGAUGAGAAGAGCAAAGAGGGAGUUAAUGAUAAUAAUGAUGAAGAAGAUUUUUCAGUUCGACCUCGCCCUUCAUGGAUUAUUGAAACACUUGGUAUUAUUCUCCUGGCAUGUCAAUGGCUGUGGCCAAUCUUUGUGGCAACUAGAUUACAUUUUAGUUUCUUUCAAAUUCUUCUUAUUCCAUUAAUACAUCUAGUACAAUAUCCACUAUUCAUGAAACUAUUUGGCGGAUCAAAUCGACGAGGUCGAGACACUCUUUAUACGUGGCGUUAUUAUCGUUUAUGGUUUCUACGAUGCCAGUGGUCGCUUAAUAUUUAUUGUCUUGAGUAUUUGCUGGGCACUCCAUUUUACAACGCCUAUCUCCGUCUAUGUGGCGCACGUGUCAGUGAUGGAACACAUAUUUAUACUACGCACAUUGAUGCACCUUGGCUGCUAGAAGUUGGAAAUGGUACUUAUAUUGGCAGCGAAGUUGUUCUCUCUUCUCUGACGUACCACGAUCGUAUUUAUUAUUUACACGAAAUUCGUAUCGGAUCUCACUGUUCAAUUGGAGCACGAUGUGUUCUUCAUGAUCGAGUACAGAUACAUGAUGGUGUUCUCUUAGAGCCGCUGACUGCAGUCACAGGUCAAGUUUCUGGAAAAUAUCAAGAAAUUUCAGCGUCACGUUCGCUUACUUAUGGUCAAUUGUCUUUUCAAUUUGUUUCUAUCUUUGCAACGGCUGGCACACAUGUAUUCAUUCUUCAGUUGAGCUGGGCUUUGGUGUGUUGGUUGCCGUUGUAUUUGAGUAUGCCAAUAUGUUGGUUAUUCUGGUGUUUGCUUGGUACUGGCAUCAGUCUUAUCUUGCUUCGCUGUGUAGUUGGCAAUGUUGAACAAAACUUCUCCUAUCCACUCAAUUCCUGGCAGUUUCUUCAUCAAUUUUGGUUGCGUCAACUAGUUCUCAGUUCUUUUACUCCUUGUCUUUCACCUAUCUUAGACGAAAUGUAUUCCAUUGCUCCGUCAAUCCUUUAUUGGUUAGGUACCGCAACAGAACCUAGUAAUAUUCAAUUCGGUGAAUUUGUCAAUUUUUUAACAAUACCGUCAAAUCUACUCUCACUUGGACAUGGUGUCACGAUUACAUCUGACGUAUUAUUCGUUCCGUAUGAAGUCACAACAAACGGCCAGUGUGUCGUUGUCGGUCCCAUUCAGAUCGGUAAUGGAUGCUUUCUUGGCAAUAAAUGUAUUCUUCGAUCGGGUGUUUGCCUUCAAGAGAACAUGCUAAUUGGUUCUCUGACACGGGUUGAUUCGACAACUAUUAAUGAAAAGCAAAAGGACAUCCAUUUAAUCACGAUUGGUAGUCAUGCACGUUUAUCAUUGACAUCUCAAAUACAAUGUCACACAUUUGAACAACGCCACUUGAAACUUCGUCCCGUUACAAUCGGCCCUGCCUCCAUUAUUAAACCAAUGUCACUUAUCUUACCUGGUGUUACAUUAAUUGGUGAUAAUCAUCUGGCACCUUGUUCAGUAGUUCUCCCCCAUGAUCGACUAGAAGCGCACACUGAUUGGUCCGGUUCACCAAUAAAGCGCAUUGUUGUUCAUCAAGGUUUGGAGCCACCACAACAUAUUCUUGUCAAGCGUCAGUCGAUGUUAGGUGAAUAUGAUGUGAUUGUCGGUCGAUUUAACAAUGAUAUGCUUACCAUCUAUUUUGGAGAAAAUGGAUGGGCACAAUGGCAAACAGGUGUAAACUUGCGGCGCCCGUUUCGACCAGAUGACCUGUGGGUUCAAUUACUUUUCACAACGUUUUUAUGCAAACCAAUCUCAAAUCGAGUACUCAUCAUCGGUCUCGGCGGUGGCAUUUUACCCAUACUCAUUCGACACUAUUUUCCGUCUGUCGUAAUUGAUGUAGUCGAAAUUGAUGAAACAGUUAUAGAAGUAGCCGUUGAUUAUUUUGGACUUGCUGAGCAAAUGACAGAUGGGUAUUUAAAUAUUAUCGCUGCUGAUGGUUUUCGUUAUGUAAACGAAACAACACAUCGCUAUGACAUCAUUUUUAUGGACGCGUUCACAGACAAGACAAUGCCUGUUCAUAUAAAUACUCGUCAAUUCUUUAUCAAUUUACGUAGUAUUUUGACAGAUGGUGGCUGCUUGGCAACGAACUCCAAUGUUCCUACAGAUGAAGAAUUUAGCCGACUUGUCGAAACUCUUUCGUCAACAUUCGAAGCGAAUGUCUCAUUGCAUCACAGUAAUAUCCAAGAAAAUGCUCGGACUAUCAUUUCUGGUAGUCGAUCGUCUUUAACACCAAUUAUUUCACAAGAACAAGCUAUUCAGGAAGCAAAACGACUUGAGGUGAAUGCGCGUUUGGAGUUUGGUUUAUCGCGAUUAAUCUCAUUGGCGUACCGUGGUUUACUUAUCGAGAGCACAUCUGAAAAAUGA